AUGGCAGAUGAGAAGGCCGAUGCAGCAGUGGAGGUGAAUUCGAUUGAUGUAUAUACCGAGAAAAAGAAGAAGAAGAAGAAGAAGAAGACGCGGUCGAAUACGUUGAAUUUUAAUAAGUUCAUCUACCAGAUUCUGAAACAGGUGCACCCUAAAAUUGCCAUUUCUUCUGCAUCCGUGGAACUCAUCAACACUUACACAAUCAAAUUAAUGAUGAUUCUUAUUCAAGAAACUUGGGAGGUUCCUAAUUUACAACUUGAUAACUCACAAUUACAGACUGCUGACAGGGAACUUAUUGCUACAGUUAGGGUACUCUUUCCUCCACAAUUGGCAGAACUUGCCGUCUCAGCUAUUUGCAAAGCUAAACAUACUUACAGAGUCAGCUACUUGGCUGAUUUACUGGAUCGUAACAUGUCUUUGAAAUAG
Messenger RNA from Cicer arietinum (chickpea), 423 nucleotides. RefSeq lists its product as uncharacterized. The record is from RefSeq and is a predicted model, not a curated record. Gene Ontology annotation, molecular function: protein heterodimerization activity; structural constituent of chromatin; DNA binding. Gene Ontology annotation, cellular component: nucleosome. Lineage: Eukaryota; Viridiplantae; Streptophyta; Magnoliopsida; Fabales; Fabaceae.